Messenger RNA from Penicillium diatomitis, 333 nucleotides. RefSeq lists its product as uncharacterized. NCBI's taxonomy places the organism in Eukaryota, Fungi, Ascomycota, Eurotiomycetes, Eurotiales, Aspergillaceae. The transcript has 2 exons. Bases 1 to 333 code for a protein of 110 amino acids. The record is from RefSeq and is a predicted model, not a curated record.
AUGAGUCUCGUUCUGUUCGUCCAGAUACCCGUUGCUGCGAACUGGGCAACCCGGGGAAUCCUGCGCCUCGCGUCGCGCAGUGCGAAUGGAGCUGAAGCAUGCCGUGGCUGUCAUGAGGGCGAACCUGGAAAUAAGCUGCUCAUCAAACAGAUGCAGGAGGGCUUCGAGAACGUGACCCUGAUCUCGGUCGGACGUCAAAACUUCUCACUUCACCUAAAACAUGAGACUCGCCAAGCGCAGCGUGCUUCUUCAACACUGGCCACCUCAGCACUUCAUGAGUAUGAUCACAAGGACGGUCGCCUCAACGCUGGAGGGAUGGUGGCGAUGGCCUGA